Alternaria alternata is the source of this 1413-nucleotide messenger RNA. RefSeq lists its product as hypothetical. The coding region runs from base 1 to 1413 and encodes 470 amino acids. The record is from RefSeq and is a predicted model, not a curated record. Lineage: Eukaryota; Fungi; Ascomycota; Dothideomycetes; Pleosporales; Pleosporaceae. The transcript has 4 exons.
AUGGCAAACUCAGAGAACUUCAUCGAGUAUGGCAGCGAUGAAGGAGUCGAAAAGCGAGACUACCCAGUCAAGUGGUAUCGGUCUACUUUCUUCAACAUGACCAUUCUUGGACUUUGCAACUUCAGUGCACCAGGUAUUUGGGGAGCCAUGAAUAGUCUUGGUGCGGGUGGAGCGCAAUCGCCACACCUUGUCAACGCAGGCAAUGCGCUCACAUUCUGUCUUAUGGUUGUAAGCUGCUAUUUUAGUAGUGUGAUGGUGCAUUACAUCGGUAUCAAAGGAGCACUGAUAUUCGGAACCAUCGGCUACGCUCCCUACGCGGCAGCACUUUACACGAACAACCGUUUCGGAACCGAGUGGUUUAUAUAUCUUGGUUCCUCACUCUGCGGCAUCUCAGCAGGUGUCUUUUGGAUGGCUGAAGCUGCGAUCGCUAUUGCAUACCCGGAGCCUUGGAAUAAAGGAAAAGCACUUGGCUAUUGGCUCACAUACCGUCUUGCUGGCCAGAUACUUGGAGGGGCUAUCAAUCUUGGCCUCAAUGCUGAUCGCGAUCAAGCCGGCAAAGUUACGUACACAGUGUACUUGAUCUUCAUCGCUUUGCAGUGCAUUGGUCCGGUAGUAGGGCUAUUCUUGAAUCGUCCCAGUCAGGUUCAGAGAAAGGAUGGCAAGAAAGUGAGCCUCGCAAUCUUGGAGAAUCCUUGGUUUGAGAUCAAGGAAACUGGCAGACUCUUCUUCACCAAGCGCUUCUUGCUCAUCCUCCUUUGGAUCGGCCAAGCUGUCUUUUCUGAAGCAGUAUUCUUCACUUAUCUCGCCUUAUGGUUCUCCGUCCGUGCCCGCGCCCUCGGAUCUUUGCUUUCCGGCAUCAUUGCGGUGACGACAGGAAACAUACUUGGCCAGUACCUCGACCGCACCAAAAUACCCCUGCGAACUCGUGCACGUAGUACCUUUUGGGUCAUCGUCGUUUUGCAAGGCGCCUGGUGGCUCUGGGCCACAGUGCUCGUCACUGAGUUCCGCGAUUCGAAACCAACAUACGACUGGCUCUCGCCUGGCUUCGGCCGCGCUUUUGCCGUCUUCAUAUUCUUGACUGCGGGUUUCCAGAUGAACUACCUCUUCCUAUACUUCAUGAUAGGCCAGAUAGCGGUAGACGAACCCGAAGUCAUUCGCUAUGCCGCUUUGUUGAGAGGAACCGAGAGCGCCUGGCAAGCUGUUAGUUACGGAAUCACGAGUGUGACGGUGUUUGCUGAGGUUGGGGCUGUGUACUGGAACUUCGCGCUAUGGGGUGUGGCGGUCUUGCCAGCAUGGUUGGUCAUAAAGGAGUUUGGCACUGGAAAGGUAUCAAGGACGCAGGCUGUCGAGAGCGGGUCAGAGAGCUACGAUCAGCACGAGGUGGAAGAGCCUACGAAAGGUGCAUUGAGUUGA